AUGUCAUCACGGACAUACAAAGUUUACGUUGGAAAUCUUGGCAGCAAUGGUUCCAAAAGAGAGCUGGAAAUGGAGUUUGAGAGGUUUGGAAGGCUUCAUGAUGUGUGGGUGGCCCGUAAUCCCCCUGGCUUUGCCUUUGUCGAAUUUGUAGAUCUGCAUGAUGCAGAAGAUGCUAUUAAGUCACUAGAUGGGGCAAGAAUUUGUGGAGAGAGAGUUCGUGUGGAAAUGGCUCGAACUAAUAGCAGUAGAGGAGGAGGAGGAGGAGGAGGUGGAAGUUAUCGCUCUAGUCGCCGUGAUGAUCGAGGCGGUGGGUGGCGUGAUGACCGAGGACCUGGCCGAGGUUACGAUGACAGAUCUAGAUCUCCCUACAGGUUUGUUUUGUUGUGUUAUUUUGUAGUGUACUUUGGGCACAGGAACCUGAUCUGUGACAUCAGUUAGUGCAAUACAGUGAAAACUUGCAAGUAUUAAGGGCGGUGUCUUUCGGAUUUAGUCUACUGUCCAUUUUAUAGAAGUGUUCAUUUACACAUAGUCAAUGGUAAUACAUUCAACUCUCUCUAAGAAGGACACCUUUGGGACCGGCCCCUACUGUCCGUCUUAGAGAGAAGUCCAGCUUAUAGAGAGUCAAGGUAAAGUGUUGAACUUAUGCAAAACAGCUAAAACUGGAAAAUUGUAACAGAAAAGAACAUUUUCUUAUUGUACAAUCAAAAGUUCAUUACAAGCAAAUGUUCAUGGCUUCUUGGUCUAAGACACUAUGCAAAUUGUAGAAAGAGUACAAAAUAUUAAGAAUUUUGCAAUUUAACUUCAUGUAGAGCACCUACAUUUCCGUUUUGAGGUAUUUUUCACUGCAUAAAGCACUGCUCAAGCGUCUGUUGUCCAUCUUAGAGAGUUAUCCAUCUUGUAGAGGGUAUAGUUACAGUAGAAUGAGUGAAAAACGGUAGGGACCAACAGCAGGUGUCCAUCUUAGAGAGGUGUCUGUUGUAUAGAGGUGCCCGUUAAGAGAGAGUUGACUGUUAUAAUCGUUAGUGCAAAAAAAAAGGAUGAACAUGAACAGACCAGGGAAGGGAUGCCUGAGCCCAUCGAGAUAUUUUCCAUCUUUUCAAAGCAAAGAAUUGAAAGAGAGAGAGAUUGAUUUAGAAUCACGUUUACGGCAAACAGCAAACGUAUCUAAAGAUUUGCGUGUGUAGUGAUAAUGAACAGUGAAUGGCAAGUAAAGGGAAAACUUAGUCAUGUGGUACAAAAUAAUUCACAUUUGCCAUUUGUCAGAAAUGUGACUCUAAAUCUCUACAUUAUCUACUACUCUUUACUUAGCCUCCUACAGCACCUGAAACAAAAAAGGAAUGACUAUUUAAUUAAAUUUUGUUUGCCUAGGAAUGUUAAUACAGUAGUUACUUAAGGUCAAGAUUCUUGUCACUAUAACGGUCUUAAAGAUAAGUAUAGAAAACAGCAUUAGUUGCACAGCAUUGUAGAUAUUCAAGAUAACGCUUUUGUAGUAUCAUUUUGUUGAUGUAACUAUCAUAUCUGGGUUACUCUUUAGGUACAUCUAAACGUCGUCCCCAUUAAAGAGCUGAGCCAACUUGCCUACUUUUACAUGGUUAUUAGCCCUGGGAUGUGCUGAUACCCAAAGAACUUCCCCUCUUCUUCACACAAAUGGGCUUCUCCUAGACAGUACCCUGCUCCCAUCAGCCAACCUGCCUUCGUCUUCCCACCAACUUCUUUUUACUUCAUCAUCCCUUCAUUGCCCUGAAAGUAGGUUCGUCAUUGUCUUCCUUUCAUCCAUCCUUCCUUCCCAUUAACCCUUCAAAGUCGACACCAACUCAAUGUCGUGUAACUACUUUUGCUACGUACCAGCUUCUCAUUUUGAUGCCAUGAAUCAAUAAUCUUCACAUAGCAAUCAGUUUCAUCUAUGAGGUGAUCUUCCAAUGCAUGUUUCUUUUUUGGAAUCAGCAAGUUAAUCAUUACUACAAUGAAUCAAGGUCCAUACAACAACCAACCUAGUAGUAGUGCCUAAAUCAAUGCAGGCAUUCUCUAGAUACUGAGUAGAGUCUACCAUCACAUGGCUGUAUCAAUGUAAAAUGUUUGUUCUGCUGUUGCAAACGUAAAGACACAUAAGGACUUGGUUAAGAAUACAAGAUGCUCUCUUGUCACACUGGAACAAGGCUGAGCAAAAAGUCGGUAAAACAAAGUGGUGAUUAUACAUUGGGAAGCUUCUCUUCUCUUUCAAAUACAGCAUCCUUGCCUCAAGGUCAACAGCAUCUACAGAUAUUCCCUGUACUGUCACACUCAAAAUGACAACAUCCUUCAGCUUAUGUCAUCCAUCAGACCUUGGUUGUUCUUCCCUUAACUCAAUUACCACAGCCACCCUUUUUGCAACUUGGUGACUGCCAGUAACUCUACUGUAACUUGGAUUAGUUGACCACAACUUGGAAAAAGGUGUCUUCAUGAAGUUAAACAAGUUGGUGAAUGUUGUCAUUUUAAAUCAGCCAUGGUUCUCAUCAGAGAAGGUGGUUCUUGGCUUCACAAUCCACCGUCAUGUCAAGUUUGGUGUCCUCAUGCACAGUUCAACAGCAUCAAAAGAUCCCCUCUGUUAUUUUGUGGGCUUCAUUUAAAUAACAACUUCCUGCAUCUUAUUUUAAGAACAUCUGCCAUGGUUAGCCACCGUGAGAUUGGUACUGGAGCCAAGCUUACUUUGUAACAUACAAAAAUUGCAACUUCUCAUUCUGCUGUUACCAGGAUUAUUUGACCAUAAUCGGUAUUAAGGCAUCUGCAUGUAGUUCAACAAAUCUGUUCCAGCCGUUGGACUUUGCUGUUAAUAUUUUUAUUGUCUUCACGCUUUUCAUCACCAACAGGAUGGUGCAUUGCUUCACACCAAUACUCACCCACACAGUGCCAUAAAUGUUAUCGUCCGUUUAGGGCAGCGUACAUCACCAAAUUACUAAGCUUGGUUUGGAAAAGAUUACGCAACUCCGCUUUUAAAAAUUUGCAUAGUUUGUCGAUGAGAAGGAUGGAAGUGUGAAAUUUGAAAGGCUUGCAAGAGUAACACUCUGGCAAGUGCUCCAAGCUGUUUGACUGUUUUGGUCAUUAUGGUUUAAUUUGGCAUGAUAGUCGCCAUAUUAAUGAUCUUUUGUAUCAUUUUUGAUGGGUAAGCCUUUCAGUUCAUUGUGUUAAGAUCUGGAGAAAUUUUUAAAAUGAGUUAGAAAACAAUUGUAACUAACACUUUUGUUUAAAACUUGUUAGUGUCAAUAAAAGUGGCGUGAAGGGAAAAGUAACUGUAAAAAAGUUAACCUUGGAGCGCGGCUGCAUCCUUUUUUUUUUAAAAAAAAAAAACUUUAUUUGUUUGGGGAAUACUAAAAGGGUUUAUUUUCAAUUCAUUAAUCUUUUAGAGUAGUUUCUUGGGAAAAUAAUAUUGUGUUUUUCUAUUCACUAUAUGUCUUGUACAAUGUAUAAUUAACAAGAGGAAUAUUCAAAGUUUUAGUUAGCAAUAUUAAAAAUAGUUCAGUUGUUAGAAAUUAUUAACUUCAGGUUCAUUAAUUUGCUUGACUUUCUUCUCAAAAGCUUUAUUGUUUCAUUUGUAUGUUUAUAACAGGUCACCACCACGCCGAAGAGGCAGAUCUAUGGAGGGAGACAGGCAAGUAGAGCCUUUUUGAUGAAUUGAUUGAGUGGUUCAGUGAUUAUUAUGUCAAACUCACAUUCUCCUUGAUCAAAAAGGUUGGCAUUUGAUAGUGUCAGUGAAACUUACUUUGUUUGCAAAUGUUUUCCAAGGCUACAAAUAACAGUCAUCCAUGAGUAAUGAAACAUAGUCAGAUAUUAGUCUGGCUUUUAUAUCAUCAUUAUUACUGUGUUGCUGUAAAGAAGAAUCUGUCUUCGUUAUUUAAGCAGAUCAUAACCUCCUCAUAUGCUCCUUCUCUGUUAUAAUGAAUCAGAUGUGUUGAAAUCAAUGCAUCUAGACUAGUAACCACAACGUUGUAGCCUCAAAUCCUGCGGGUACUCAGUUUUUUUUUCCGAAUUGCCUGUGUCACUAACUGAAAAAAACAUCUCUCUCGUGCAUUCACCAGGCUCAAAAUUCACCAUCACAUUGCACCUAUUUAAGCUCAUUUCAACAUCCUAGUCCUGGUAGUAUGCAGGAUGUUUGUUGCAUGAACCGAGUUUACUGGCCUUAGCUCCCACGAGUCUCCUGUAGCUUGCAGACUAUUCAACCACCCCAAUUUUGUCGGGAUUCUCCUGAUUUUGCUUGAAAAUCCUGAAUCCCGAUCAAUAUGGAUCAGGAUGGAAAACAUCAUGAUUUUGACAUCUGUUCUGAUAAUUUCAAUUUAAUUCUUAUGAUACAAAACCUGCCACAAGUUAAUGUUCAGAAAUAUCAAUCCAUGUUACUGGGCUCUAGGGCUGAAGCAAAUACCAUAAACCUGCAUGUAGAUGGAGGUAGCAUAGAACAAUAAUUGAAAUCUAUCAAAUUGUUUGACGUACACCUGGACUCUGAACUUAAUUUUAGUGAGCACGUUAAUUCUGUUUUGCAAAAAGGCUAGUUAACAGAUAGGAGUUCGAAGACGUCUAAAAAAUCUUAUACCUACUCAUGCUAAAUUACAACUAUACAAAGCUGCCAUAUUGCCUCACUUAACUGCAGUACCAUUUGGCACUUCUGCAGAGGCUCAGACAAACAUAAAGUUGAAAAAUUACAGGAGAGAGCCCUUAGAGUGGUUUUCAACUAUGAGUCAGUCUCGUAUGAUGAACUGCUGAAGCUGGCUGAACUCCCUUUGCUUGUUAACAGAAGGCUUCAGCAAAUUUGCGAUUCUCAUGUUUAAGGCAACAAAGAAUCAACUUCCAAGUCAAAUACUGUGUAUUUAGAGUGUUGCUGUUCUCCUUAACAGGUGGGGAGGUGGAAGAGGAAGAAGCAGGUCUCGUAGUCCAAGGCGAUUCUAACUUUCCAGAAAGGUAGUGCAAAUAACAUCAGCCUAUGUACUAUAAAAUCCCAGUUGUGAGCCCCGGAAUUGUACAAUUUCUUUAGCGGGUUUUGGGUGGGCUUAUAUAUGCCUGGGGGGAGGGGAAUUUAGUGGGAUUUAGGGUCAGGGUUAGGGUUAAAAUUAAAAUUAGCCUGGGAACAGGCUCACUUGUGCCAGUUGGGGGUGGGAAAGCCACCAGCAUAUCUUACCCAUUCUUCUUGGCAUCUUGCGCAGCCAGCUCCACUACCAAAACUUCCCCUAAUGCAGGCUAUUUCAAAAUUAGUCUAAACAAAUUAUUGUUUUUUUUCCACUGGAAAUAUUUUUGGUGUUAACAGUUCUCUGAGUUUCACAGUAACUAUAGCUGCUCCAAACCUGCUUUUUGUAAGAUUGACGUGAAAGGAAGCUUUGGGACCCAUUUUAUAAAACUAGACUACAGGCAUAAUUAUCAACAUCAUGAUUUAGCAGUUUGCAAUAAUAAUUGUUGUUGCAAACCGCUAAAUCAUGAUGUUGGUCUUAAAUUGAAUGCGGGACAUUAACAGUAAUACCCAACAUUCUGGUUCAUCUAACGGGCUGCAGGGUCAUUUUGCUAGUAGUAAAACGUGUGUGGAAAGUUAUGAGGGGGCAACAACACAUACCCCAAUAAGUUCAAAUUCACCCCAGACUUUGCUUUUUUUGCAUGUUGUUGUAAACUUCCUAAAAAAACGUACAAAAAUGUAUCAUGCUGGGUUGUGUAGUGUAUUGGCACAACAUUCUACAAAAUUAAUAUUGAAGUACAGUCAAUUCUUUCUAAGUCAGACACCUCUUUUGGGAACAGCACAGUUUCGGUGUUAGAGAGAUGUCCGUCUUAUGGAGUGUCAACGAAAAGGUGUAAAGAAAGGCAGGCACCAAAUCUAGAUGUCCGUUUUAGUAAGGUGUCCAUCUUAUAGGGGUGUCUGUUAAACUUUGAGAGUUGACUGUACUGUACCACCAGUGGACAUCCUACAAUAGCUACCGUAAAAUUCCAAAAAUAAGCCCCAGGGCUUGUAUUUUUCAAAGACCCUUUUUGAGGGGCUUAUUUUUGGAGGGGCUUAUAUUCAGAGGGGCUUAUCUACGGAGGGAAAUUUGUGUUUCAAAAUCGAUUGGGCUAGCCUUAUAGUUGGAAGUAAAUGUACCGUUUUUGCUUUGUUUUACUUUGUACUUGAGGGCAAUUUUCCAAGUACAAGCGCCCCGGGGGCUUAUAUUUGGAGGGGCAAUUUAACAGAGGGUUUUUUGCGUUACCGGUUUGGGGUGCUUAAAUUUGGAGGGGCUUAUUUUCGGAAUUUUACGGUAUGUGAUGGUCUAGCUAUUCACAGGGCAAAGCCAGUAACUUUAUCCUUAGUCAUUUAUUAACUGAACUAACCAUGCAUCCACUCUGCGGAUUAUUAUACGUUUCUGGGAAACCGCCCACCUACCCCUCCCCUAAGUCAACAUUAACGCUUACUUCUCGCUUACGGCAAAAUGUUGGCUUAGCAGAGGGGUAGGUGGGCAGGUCCCCAGAAACGUACAGUGGAACCCCGCCUUACGGCCACCUCGGUAAUAAAGACACCUCGUUAUUACAGCAUCUUUUUUUGGCUGCCAGGCAAAAUGGCCAUACAUUUUCUUGUAAAAAAAAAACCCUCGUUAAUACGGUCACCCGUUAAUACGGCCAAAUUUGUGACGGUAUUAACGGGUUCCACUGUAUAAUGAUCCAAAUCGCUAUUGUACAUUUACAUUGUUUUGUUAUUAUUUUGUUUUGUUGCAGAUGACGACACCAAGAAGGCCUUUGCCACACAGUUGGCUUUCCAAGCAUUUUUAGUGUAGUUUUUAGACUGUAUGUUUUCAUGAUAGAGUACAUGCAUAACUAGCCUGUGUACAGACGUCCCCCUCCCUCAGAUUUUUUUCUGAGGGAGGGGGACGUCUGUACACAGGCUAAUACAUAACUUGUUUUUAAUUAUUCUUAUCUUUUUUGAAAACAGGAAAAUAACCAUUACAAUUUGUGUUAGCUGCAAAUGGAACUGCAACACAAACACAGUAUAUAUGUAUUUUCAGUUGAUAACAGCUGUUAUUUUGGUUACAUUCUUUCCACUCCAUUUUUUACAGUAUUUGCAUAAACACAAAUUGCAUUACUUUUGACCAAACAAUUGCUAGAAUUAAGCUUGAUGCUGAUAAAUGAACGUCUACCCUCAGUG
Molecule: messenger RNA, 7120 nt
Organism: Porites lobata
Lineage: Eukaryota; Metazoa; Cnidaria; Anthozoa; Scleractinia; Poritidae
Source: the annotation of a GenBank genome assembly